This is a messenger RNA of Rubroshorea leprosula, 1166 nucleotides long. NCBI's taxonomy places the organism in Eukaryota, Viridiplantae, Streptophyta, Magnoliopsida, Malvales, Dipterocarpaceae. The record is from the annotation of a GenBank genome assembly.
GAGAUUUUUUUUUUUUUUUUGAUGCACAGCAAAAAGUGGAGAUAGCCAUCUUAUUUGUAAGUCCACAGGUUUCCCUUACCUAUUCUUUGUCUAGCAAGUUACGAACAACUUCAUGGAUUAUGGUCAGCUCCAUUUUGUAUUAUCAUGUCUAUGGUUCUCCUUUACCAGCAGCUUGGUGUUGCUUCACUUCUUGGAUCGUUAAUUCUAGUUUUUAUGGUUCCUCUACAAAAAUCAGUGGUUUCUGAUGCCUUUAUGCCGUUGUUUUCUACACUGUCCAUCAUGAAUUUAUUUGUUUCAUCUUUCUUCCAUUGUGUCUUGUACUAAUUUUCUGUCUCCUGAGUCCUGAGGAUAGACCAUUCUCAUUAGCCAAAUGCGAAAAGUGACCAAGGAAGGACUGCAGUGGACAGACAAGAGAGUUAGCCUCAUGAAUGAAAUUUUAGCUGCCAUGGAUACUGUGAAGUAUGGUUGAAUUUUUUGUAGACAUGUUAUGGCAUCAACAAUGAUUUUACAUUUACUGGCUCUAUGCCUGAAGAUGUUUUAGAUGUUAUGCAUGGGAGAAGAGUUUUCAAUCUCAAGUCUAGAGUGCACAGCAUGAGGAGCUGUCAUGGUGUCACAAAGCACAAUUUCUAUCUGCUGUAUGACUUGAAACUUGAACAUUUUUAGCCUGUUAUCGCUCAUGUAUUUUUUGAAAGAUGCCAGAAGCAGGCUGGUUUUGAUGGUAGCUAUACAAAAUUUCCAUCACAACUGUAUCUAUUCACUUUUCCAUGAAAAACUUUAAAUGCAACACCAUCAAUCUGUCUAUCAUGUGGUAUUCUUCAUCUUAUCAUAAGCUCUUGUUACUAGGCUAACUCAGGAAUUGCAUUCUUUUCAAGUUUUAACAAGUUGUCUUCUGUUGCAGCUUAAUGGUUUCAUACUCAAUAGCAUACCAGUUGUUGUGACAGUGGUUUCAUUUGGGACAUUCACUUUGCUUGGUGGAGAUCUGACACCAUCUAGGGCAUUUACGUCACUUUCUUUGUUUGCAGUGAUACAAUUUCCUCUGGAGAUGCUUCCUGGUUUACUAAGUCAGGUUUUGUGCAUUUCACCUCUGUUUUGUGUGUAUGCUGCUCUGUGGAGACCACCGAAUCUCUUAUUUUCAACUUUGUUUUCUAAUGCUGUAUUCUUUCACU